CCGAGAUUGAUGAAAAAACCCACCAAAACUCGAUGAUAUUUUAUUCAUUAAUUGAGUAAGUUAAGUAUUAGGGUGGGGCCCAAACAGCAAAGGCCAAAAAGACGCAAAAUGCCUAAAGGGGACAAAUCAAUUUCCGCGAUAAAAGCUAGCAAAGUAGCAGACCAAGCUAACAUGAGCCCAGGCGGAGCUAGCACAUCCUCGAGUGCCAUACUGGAAGCAAUAGCAACUCUUAAAUCCGAACUGAAGGAGGAUAAUGACAAACUGAGAAAAGACAUCAAUAUCUUGGGCCAGGAGAUGCGUAAUAUACUUGACAACUUAACGGAGGAAAUGAGAGGUCUGACUGAAAGAAUGGAAGAAGCCGAGACUCGCGUGGGCCGUGUUGAGGACAUAACACUGGAUUUGACUGAAGCGCUAACCGAGAGCAUUAAACGACAGAGGAGUAUUCAAAACAAACUGAAUGAUCUCGAAUCCAGAUCCCGAAGAAACAACAUACGCCUUUUCGGUGUAGGAGAAGGAGAGGAAGGGAGGUCAGUGACGCAAUUUGUGACAGAUUUCCUCAAACGUGAGUUACCUUCGCUAGCGGAAUUGGAUCUCAAAAUUCAGCGAGCCCACCGAAUCUUUACAGCUAAGCCUCGAAACAAUAUUAACCCGAGACAAAUUAUAGUAAAUUUCCAAGAAUAUACUACUAAGGAGCUAGUCCUCAAAGAAGCGUGGAAAAAAGGACACAUUCAGUCAAACGGGAGAAACAUUUAUUUUGACCACGAUUUUGCAACUGAGAUCGUCCAAAAACGCAUGGCAUAUCGAGAGAUUAAGAAAGCGCUUAAAGAAAAAGGGGUACGUUUCCAAACACCUUACACGAGUAUGCGAAUCCAUUGGGAGAGUGGCGUUGGAAUGUACAGCAGCGCACACGAAGCUGGACUGGAGUUGCGGAAACGCGGCUUGGAAGUGGAAAUCCCGACAACGGCUACGGAAGAAGUAGCUAUGGAAACGAGACUACAGAAGUCACUGGGAUGGCAGCGGGAGGUGCGCCCCCGGCGAGAGCACAGAGCCCCAACAGCGCAGAGGGCAAAAGAGAAAUUGAUGGAGUUCCAGAGAAGCGGAAAAAAUGACUAAAUAUUAGCGUCUGCAUCAUUGACACAGGAAGGCCAAGUAAUUCACAGGUCUAGAGGAGAGGCACCAGAGAAGGAGUUAGGACGUUGGACAUUUAAGAUGGAAGCAGUUUCCAAAUCUUACAUAGGGCCCUCCCCUUAUGGGGGACACUUCCCUAGGCCUACCAACGGGGCCCAGUUGGGAGAGACAUUUUUCCCUUUGAGUUGGAGUCACAGGUAUCCCUUGUACCACUGUUCUUGUUUAUCUUAUUUUUCAAAUUCUUAUGUUCUUGUUCUUAGUUUCUUUCCACUAGUAGGGUCUACGACAAUAAUAUACUCAGGACAUGAGUGAGUCAUGUAAACUGAAAAUUGUGACAAUAAAUGUAAACGGUCUGGGCAACCCGAUAAAGAGGAGCAGGGUGUUAACGAAAUUGAAAAGGGAUAAAUUGCAAGUUAUUUUCUUACAAGAAACGCACAUGGCAAAUGAAGAACAUGAGAAAUUUAAAAAACUUGGAUACAUAAAUUCCUUUUGUAGUUCACACAAGAAUAGCAGGAGGAGAGGAGUUAUUACCUUAAUUUCGAAUACUGUCAACUUUGAAUCAAUGGAAGAAUGUUCUGAUAAAUAUGGCAGAUAUGUGAUUGUUAAAGGGAGGAUUGAUAAUACUGUUGUCACACUAGUUAAUGUAUAUGCACCCCCGGAGGAAGACAGAAAUUUCUUUAAUAUGUUGUUUGACAAAAUAACGACAAUGAGUGAGGGGACCUUGAUAUGUGGAGGCGAUUGGAAUACGAUUUUGAAUUAUA
This is a messenger RNA of Triplophysa dalaica, 1889 nucleotides long. RefSeq lists its product as uncharacterized. NCBI's taxonomy places the organism in Eukaryota, Metazoa, Chordata, Actinopteri, Cypriniformes, Nemacheilidae. Gene Ontology annotation, molecular function: single-stranded RNA binding. The record is from RefSeq and is a predicted model, not a curated record. Bases 109 to 1113 code for a protein of 334 amino acids. The transcript has 2 exons. Gene Ontology annotation, biological process: retrotransposition. Gene Ontology annotation, cellular component: ribonucleoprotein complex.